Molecule: messenger RNA, 765 nt
Organism: Mercurialis annua (annual mercury)
Lineage: Eukaryota; Viridiplantae; Streptophyta; Magnoliopsida; Malpighiales; Euphorbiaceae
Exons: 3
Coding region: 244-681 (145 amino acids)
Source: RefSeq, a predicted model, not a curated record
UUUCAAAUCAAAUCUGCUCGUCCAAUUAUGGGCUAGUAAUAAUUUCUCCUGAAAGAGCAUAGGAAGAAGAAGUGAUUAGCAAGCAAACCAUAAUUAUUAAUUAUCCGCCCCUAACAAUUAACAUAAACCCAUUCUCAUGUUCUUUUAUGACUACAGAGAGUAAGUUUGUGAAAAAAAAAAGAUCUUGAAUUAUUGUUUUUGAUAGAUAAAUAAUAAAAUUUGAUCAAAAAAGAAGAAGAAGAAAUGGAAGGGCAAGAAUCAAAAUACCCAAAUCUGUAUCCGAAAGAAUCGUUGGUUAAGCGUUACAAGCUCAUUUGGCGUGUUCUUUUGAUCUCUAAUCUGGGUCUUGGAGCUUAUAUGUUUGCCAGCGCCCGAAUGAAAAAUUUGAUCAUACGAGAUAGAAGAUCUACAAAGAAAGAUGCGAAAGACAUCCCAGUCUUAAGGGAAGAUCCCUUGGAGACGGCAACAACUCCUUCAAUUCCUGAGACUCCAUACCCCACUCCAGCUGUUGUGAAACCAAAGGAUCCCAUACCUGAAGAUCAGCAACGUGAGCUUUUCAAAUGGAUUCUGGAAGAGAAACGAAAAAUGAAGCCAAGGAAUCCCGAGGAGAAGAAACGAAUUGAUGAAGAGAAAGCGAUUCUCAAACAAUUCAUACGGGCAAAGUCCAUUCCAAGUGGUUGAUAUAAUCUGUGAGGAUGGUUGAGGGGACCCUCCAUUUUUAACUUCCUUCAGUUUCAACCACAACCGCAAUUUUCCAUCCAGUCU